Molecule: messenger RNA, 661 nt
Organism: Aspergillus sclerotioniger CBS 115572
Lineage: Eukaryota; Fungi; Ascomycota; Eurotiomycetes; Eurotiales; Aspergillaceae
Exons: 3
Coding region: 187-483 (98 amino acids)
Source: RefSeq, a predicted model, not a curated record
UGCGAUAAAUACCAUAAUAUCGAACUUUAUUAGGCACACAGAAGUUGCAAUAUGUAAGCCAUCUGAAGCGAAACAAUCCACUAGACAAAAGCCUAUGAUUGGCUGACAAGGUUCUUGCAAUCACAACAUGGUCACUACUAGUAACAGCGAGCUUAUUCAAUUAAACCUUUGAAAUAGUAGACGCCAAUGCAGGAAAAUGGGACCAAUCUGGUUGAGAUACUGUCGUGCAUAGGAGUAAAGGCCAUGCCUUACUUCAAUGGCCAUGCCAAAAAGGAAGGUGUGUAUGGCGUCAUGAAAAUAGCUGACGGCAAUCACUGGUGCUCCCGCGACUAUGGCAGCGGUGCUGCCAACCCAAACUCCUACCACUACUCGAACAGUGACGGCUCGUACUAUUACUCCAACCCCAAUGGAAGCACCUACCACAACAAUGGCAAUGGUGGCUCCACCCACACCCCUCCCUCGGCCUCGGGUGGUAAGAAGUAAGCAGCAUGUGCACAAUGUUGUCUGAGCAUGGAGGUGAUCGUGGGUUGCAAGGCACAUCUGCUGGGUAGUUAAUGCCUAGGUGCAUCGGUAAUGGAAUGCUGUCACACUUGAAGCUUCCAUACCAUUAAGGGGAUGUAGUCUCCCCGGAGGAGAAUCAAUUACAUUCCGUUGAUCAGUG